This is a messenger RNA of Pseudopodoces humilis (Tibetan ground-tit), 963 nucleotides long. It is a transcript of the gene CLIC6, whose product is annotated as CLIC family member 6. Gene Ontology annotation, molecular function: D3 dopamine receptor binding; D4 dopamine receptor binding; D2 dopamine receptor binding. The record is from RefSeq and is a predicted model, not a curated record. NCBI's taxonomy places the organism in Eukaryota, Metazoa, Chordata, Aves, Passeriformes, Paridae.
AGUGCUGGAGGCACUCCUGCUUUUCCUGGUGCUUGUGGGGCACAGAGCACAGGGAUUUACCCAGGGAGAUUCCUCAGGUUCAGAGGGAGAACCAGAAUUUAUCCAGUCCUUGCCAUGCACCCCUCGAGCUCCUGCCUGCUCCAGGCCAGGCCCUUUUUUCCAGCCAUCGAGCUCUUUGUGAAGGCUGGCAGUGAUGGGGAAAGUAUUGGGAACUGCCCGUUCUCUCAGCGCCUCUUUAUGAUCCUGUGGCUCAAAGGUGUCAUAUUUAAUGUCACAACCGUGGAUCUGAAAAGAAAACCUGCAGACCUGCAGAACCUGGCCCCGGGCACCAACCCCCCGUUCAUGACCUUUGAUGGGGAAGUGAAAACCGACGUCAACAAGAUCGAGGAAUUCUUGGAGGAAAAGCUGGCGCCGCCCCGGUAUCCCAAACUUGCACCGAAGCACCCUGAGUCGAACUCUGCAGGAAAUGACGUCUUUGCAAAAUUCUCUGCGUUUAUAAAGAACCCAAGAAAAGAUGCAAAUGAAAAUUUGGAAAAAUCUUUGCUUAAAGCCCUGAAGAAGCUGGACAACUAUUUAAAUAGCCCCUUGCCCGAUGAAAUUGAUGCUUACAGCACGGAGGAGAUCACUGUUUCCAGCCGGAAAUUCCUGGAUGGAGAUGAGCUCACUUUAGCAGAUUGCAACCUCCUACCAAAGCUCCACAUAAUCAAGGUUGUUGCAAAAAAAUACCGAAAUUUUCAUUUCCCACCCGAAAUGACAGGGAUUUCCAGAUACUUGAAAAACGCGUAUGCGAGAGAUGAAUUUACAAACACGUGCCCUGCUGACCAGGAGAUUGAAUAUGCAUAUUUGGAUGUGGCAAAAAGAAUGAAGUAACCAGAAGAUGCCUCUGUUUAUUGUUUCUGUGAUUGGCAACAGCCAAGCUGGGAAAGCAAAAACCAGCAGAGAUUCUGCGGUGUGAUUUUAAGU